This is a messenger RNA of Pseudocercospora fijiensis CIRAD86, 342 nucleotides long. RefSeq lists its product as uncharacterized. The record is from RefSeq and is a predicted model, not a curated record. The transcript has a single exon. Lineage: Eukaryota; Fungi; Ascomycota; Dothideomycetes; Mycosphaerellales; Mycosphaerellaceae. Bases 1 to 342 code for a protein of 113 amino acids.
AUGGUGAAUACAUUCGUUCAUGAGAUCACUGGCAAGUGGCCUGGGAAGUGCUGGCUCAGCAGAUUCGUUAAACGGUGGCCUAGAGCGAUCCAGUCCAAAUACCUCCUUCCUAUCGACUCAGCACGCAAGAAGGCUGACUCACUUUGGUCCUAUAGUGAGUACUUCGGGCAUCUUCAACAAAAGAUGCAGCAGUACGAGGUGGAGCCUGAGAAUAUGUAUAACGUUGAUGAGAAAGGAUUCAUGAUUAGUACCAUGAAGAAGCAAAAGCGAGUCUUUAUAAAAGAGGCUUACGAAAGAGGCUCCUUGCUAGGCAAUAUCCACGAUGGUAAAUGUCGGUGUUGA